This is a messenger RNA of Bufo gargarizans (Asiatic toad), 2162 nucleotides long. RefSeq names its product oocyte zinc finger protein XlCOF28-like. NCBI's taxonomy places the organism in Eukaryota, Metazoa, Chordata, Amphibia, Anura, Bufonidae. Gene Ontology annotation, biological process: regulation of DNA-templated transcription. Gene Ontology annotation, molecular function: RNA polymerase II cis-regulatory region sequence-specific DNA binding; DNA-binding transcription factor activity, RNA polymerase II-specific. The transcript has 4 exons. The record is from RefSeq and is a predicted model, not a curated record. Bases 129 to 2063 code for a protein of 644 amino acids.
AGAAGUUCGCUCAUCACUAAUUGGGAGUCCUCUACCCCUAGAAUUGUGUCCUCUCAAAGGGGAAAUGUGGUCAUGAAUCCCGGCAUGCACAGAGAUGUGUUCACACAGCGGACGUUGGAUCAUAGUCCAUGCCAUUCAUUGGGUAUGCCGUAAAAUCCAGCACAUGUAAAUACACCCAAAAAGUCCCCGUGUCCUUCGAUGAGGUGGCGGUAUAUUUCUCAGAGGAUGAAUGGCGCCAUCUAGAGGAGUGGCAGAAAAACCUGUACAGGGAGGUCAUGCAGGAGAACCUAGAAGUCGUGCUGUCUUUGGGGUACCAGUAUCCCCAGACCUCUCCCCCACCGAGGCUGCUACCAGAGGAUGAGGCGUCUAUUACCAAUUAUUUUGGAUUCCGUUUGGAGGAAGAACUAGAGGAGAAUGCAGAAGACAAAGAAGAAGCAGUGCCCAGCCAUCCGAAACUUCUAAUAAAUGGUAAAGAAGCCAGUGAGCCGAGAAAACCUCGAGACAAUAGGAAAGUGCACAGAUGUGUAGAGUGUAGGACUGUGUUCGGCAGCUGGACGCUCCUUGAAGAGCACAAGAAAAGCCAUAAGGAAGGAAAGGUUCGGAGAGAAGACUUGAGUAAAGUCGUAAAGCAAGUGCUAACCCCGCAGUCUGUACCCCCGGCAGGAAAGGUCUUCCAAUGUAAUAACUGCGAUAAAUCCUUCAGUAACCAGUCCGUCCUAUCUCUGCACCAGAAAACGCACACAGGCGAGAAGCUCUUUAAAUGCUCUGAAUGCGGCAAGAGCUUCCCGAAGAGGUGCCAACUGGUGAUGCACAAGCGAUGCCACAUAGAAGAAAGACCUUUCAAGUGCACCGAAUGUGAAAAGAGUUACACCCAACAAUCAAAGCUGAUUGAGCACCAAAGAACGCACACAGGAGAAAAACCAUUCAAAUGCCAUGAGUGUGGGAAAGGCUUCACCAAAAGGUCACACCUUAAGGAACAUCUGAGGAUCCACACGGGGGACAAACCGCAUAAGUGUGACCAGUGUGAUAAGACCUUCCAUUAUCCGUCAAAUCUGGUGGAGCAUCAGAGGACUCAUUCCGGUGACAGGCCAUAUCAGUGCACCGAAUGCGAUAAGAGCUUCAUCAAGAUGUCCAAACUCAUUGUCCAUCUCCGGAUUCACACCGGGGAAAGGCCUUACAAAUGCACGGAGUGCGACAAGAGCUUUAGCCAACAGUCCAACCUUGUGGUCCAUCAAAGGACUCACACAGGAGAGAAACCCUUUAAGUGUAACGACUGCGAGAAAACAUUUAGCUACCAUUACACUCUCAUGGUCCACCAAAGAACCCACACAGGGGAAAAGCCGUACAAGUGCAGCCUGUGCGAGAAAGCCUUCACGCAACACUCUAGCCUCAAACUUCAUCUUAAAGUUCAUGAGUCACAACUACCAGAUGAGAUAGAUAAGACGCCUCCAUCAACUCCAGACCAAACAACAUGUUCAGCUGGAGCAACAAAGACUGUAGAGUGCAGGCCUCUAUCCGCGGAGCCACCAACAACCGUCACAAGUUCCCCAGAUGUUGUACAGGACUGUGAGGACAAUUAUCUUCCACGCUCACCCUUGAGCGAGUACUUAGGUGCCCUUUUACUUCCAGAUAAGAAGUAUAGCUGCACCGAGUGUGACAAAUCAUUCCUAGAUAAGUCUAAGCUGGUGGUCCACCUCCGAACUCACACCGGGGAACGUCCUUACAAGUGCUCUCUGUGUGACAAGGCCUUCAUUCAAUGGUCCCGUCUAACAGAGCACAGGAAGACGCACACGGGAGAAAAGCCGUAUGUGUGCUCUGAGUGCGGCAAGAGUUUUCUUAAGAUGUCCAAACUGACUGUCCAUCGUAGAAUCCACACUGGAGAGCGGCCGUAUACCUGUUCAGAAUGUGGGAAGCAGUUCACUCAGCAGUCCAAUAUGGUGAUGCAUCAGCGGAUCCAUACAGGGGAAAGACCCUUUAAGUGCAAUACCUGUGACAAGUCGUUCUGCUACCAGUCGUCUCUCAUUAGGCAUCGUCGGGAUCACACGGGUGACGCGGAAACCUAGCAGGUCCUAAGAGCUUGCUGAAUAGUCUUAGAGAUUUCAAGAACUGUUGAUGGUCUGUGUCUCAGGGUGGACAAUAAAAAUGCUUCAUUCAUUUCUGGA